CCUAUCAGGAGGACUCUGAUGGCCUGUCAGUGGUGAGCAGCUACUGUGAUGUCAGCGGAGAUCAGCUGGGUUACGAGGAGAGCUCCUUGUGCAUCCUGAGCCCUGACUGUGACCUCUACAUCUGUGACGGAGACGACGACAGCACUGACAGCUGUCGGAACCAGAGUGUCUACGCUGAUCUCAGUGGCUCCAUCAGUGCAGAGGACGACUACCUGCCUCUCCGGCACCGCUCAACACACAUCACCAUGACCCGCCUGGACCCACCACCCCACCGAACCAACCCCAAAGCCUGGAUGGAGGAGGACAACAGCAGGGGCAGGAUUGGCAGACACUCAGGGUUAAAAGAAGAAAGGAAUCGUGAAAGUGGCUACUUCUCUCUGGGGAGGGCGAAAGGUGCCCGUUCUCUCAGGGAUCAGAGCCCCCCUCCCGUUUACCGCCAUUCAGAGAGGGGACACCCCCUCUACAGCAACCGGAGCCCUGAGCCCAAAGAUACCAUCCCCUUCAGGAACCCUAACCUGGGGCUGGCCUCAGAGAGGUUAAACCCAGAGAUACUAAACCCAGACCUGCCUCUGGAAAUCCCUGAACCUCCUGACGCAUUUGAUCUCACCAUCGAGGUUGAGGCUCAGGUGGGCCCUCGCUCCCCAAGCCCCACCCCUUUUAAAAUAGCAGAAUCCCUGGCCUCCACUAACCGGAGGGGUUUCAACAGCUCAUACAGUAGAAGAAACUCCCCUUCCUAUCAGGAGUCUGGGAAGUUAAAUGCAUCGAGACAAAGCUCCUCUCUGUCUCGCUCCUCUUCACCCUUACGAAACACCUCCCCAUUCAAACAAAGUGAAUGUACCACCUCCCUCAACAGACGGGGCUUAGACUCUGAGGGCUGGUCUCAGGGGUGGGACCAGACUUCUAGAGGUCCCCCCCAGAGCUCUUUUGGACGAGGUGUUGAUAUUAGAGGCUUGAAUAAAAAUGUUAAAUCGAUGGCCAGUUCAGUUAGUUCCAUAUCACAGGUCAACUCUGUUUCAGAUUUUAAAAGUGCAUUGCGCAAGAAUGAGGCAGACAGCUCCUUAAAUGGUCGUGGACGUGACACACGAAGCUCCGCCCCUUCAAGGGGGGGUUACGAAAGCCCCAGACAAUCCCUGGUCCGCAAAUCUGAAACAAGUAACUCCUUAAAUGGCCGUGACAGCAGAAGCUCAUCUCCCUCAAGAAGGGCUUAUGACACCUCCAACCAAACCCUGCUUCGCAAAUCUGAUGGGAACAGCUUGAUAAAUGGUCAUGGUCGUGAAAGUCGCAAUUCUUCUCCCUUGAGGAGUUACGAUGCCACCAGCCAGUCCCUCCUUCGCAAAUCUGAAACGAACAGUUCUCUCAAUGGUCAUAGUCGACACGGCGGCCGGUGUGGCUCUCCCAUUAGGGAGGGUUAUGAUGCCGAAAGACAAUCUCUGCGGAAAUCAGCUUCUAGGAAUGACUUAAAUGUUUAUGCCUAUGAAAGUGGUAGCUCUUCACCUUCUAGACGUGGCUUUGACACUCCUUGUCAAUUCCUGCUAUACAAAAGUGAGACACGUGGCUAUGGAAAUGGUCGAGACAGUGGAAGCUCCUCUCCCUCUAGGAAAGGAUAUGAUGCCCCUAGCCAGUCACCUCUGCGCAAAAGUGAAUCCAACAGCUACCGGAAUAGUCAAGGUCGAGACAGUCGAAGCUCCUCCCCUUUGAGAAAGGGAUAUGAUCCCCCUGGCCAAUCACUGCUUCGUAAAUCUGAGACGAACAGCUCUGUCAGAAGUCAAAGUCGUGAUCGUCCUACCCCCUCUCCCUCUAGGAGAGGCUAUGAUGCCCCGAGCCAGUCAUCACUGUGCAAAAGUGAAUCCAAAAACUUUCUGAAUAGUCAACGUCGAGACAGUCGAAGCUCCUCCCCUUUGAGAAAGGGAUAUGAUGCCCCUGGCCAAUCACUGCUUUGUAAAUCAGAGACGAACAGCUCUGUCAGAUGUCAAAGUUGUGGUAGUCGUAGCCCCUCCCCUUCAAGUAGGGGCCAUGACACCCCCGGCCAAUCACUACUGCACAAAUCUGAGAAGAGUGGGGCCCUCAGCGGUCGGAGCGGUGACAGUCACAACUCCUCACCAUCCAAAAGAGGCAAUGACCCACCAGGUCAGUCACUCUUCAGGAAAACCACCAGUGGUGGUGACUCCAGCCUCUCUUACCAGAGAAAAAAGAGUUACGGUGAUGCUUGGCCUGACUCUAACCCCUCCCCUGGCACCUGGCGAGGCUCCACCCACUUCCUACAUAGCACCUCCCUAUCCAGGGAGGGCAGAGAGAACGAAACAUCUGCCCCCUCUCAGAGGGCCUCUGCUGUCACUUGGGAAACCACUAGGAGUAGCAGUAGUAGGCAGGGUCUGGAGACUCGUAGCUCCUCCCCAAACACAAAAGGAUUGACCAACCACAACCUAAGUCCCUCCCCUCAGAUGCAAAGGCACACCUCGUCCCAGAGUUCCAUGGAGUCCUCGGAGUCUGGCCAGUUGUCGGGGGAGUCAACGGAGAGGAGUAGGGAGGAGUACGCCAUGAUGGCCGAUCUACCAAAGGUCAAGCCUGUCCUCCAAAGGGAGCAGCAUGGUCAUGUUGGACAGACUCCAAACCGACCCUCAGGGAGACAGGAGCUCUUCAAACCAGCAAGCCACUCCCUCUCCAAGCAUCCCUCCAGAGAGUGGCUAGAUGACUCAGGGGACCUAGAGAGAAACCACAUAGAAUGGCAUAAUGGCAGCAGUGGUAGACUGUCUCGAGUACACUCGUCCACCUCUAUGCACAUGCAGAGGCCCAGGAGCCCCACUAUAGAGGAGGAGGCCAGUCCAUGGAGGGCACAACAUAGCUCUUCUUUGGAACAAAUGCAGCCCGACCUCCUUAACUUCAAGAAGGGAUGGAUGUCAAAACUGGAUGAGAAUGGAGAGUGGAAGAAGCACUGGUUUGUGUUGACCGAUGCUGGUCUGAGGUACUACAGAGACUCUGGGGCGGAGGAGAAGGAUGAUCUGGACGGGGAGGUUGACCUGAAGUCUUGUGUAAAAGUGUCUGAGUUUGAUGUAGAGAAGAACUAUGGAUUUCAAAUACAGACGAGGGAGGCAGUUGUCACACUGUCAGCUAUGACUGCAGGGAUCAGGAGGAACUGGAUUGAGGUUCUGAGGAAGAGUGUUCGGCCCAGCAGCUCUCCAGACCUUACACAACUGCCUGACAGCAGUAGUGACAAGGAGAACUCUCGCUCCCUGGCCUCCACUCGUCGACCACCUUCUCGCCACGGUGAUGCUGGAUCAGAAUUCACCACCUCCACUGUACGCCGAUUUGACUGUGUCGAGCUGUCACCAGUGCCUGUCCCCUCCAGCCCUCUGCCAGCCACUCAGAGAGAGGCAGGGGAGGGGCAGGGCAGGGAACAUGCCCAAUGGCAGGAGGAGAGGAGCAGAGAUGUGACCAGUAGCACAUGGGAGCAGGUGCUGUCGAGGAAAGUGCCGGCUGUAGGCUCAGACCCCAGGAUAAGAGCAGAGGAGGAAAUUGAGAGAAAGUGGUUAGAGUUUGAGCGGCUGCCACUAAAGGAGAUGAGGUCACUACUGCCAAUGGGCUCACGGUCCAGCCAUCCAGCCAAUGAGGCGCUGCAGAGGGAGGUGGCGUCUCUGAGGCAGCAGCUGGAGCGUUUGCAGGGAGGAGGAUGGGGUGGGGGGAGGGUGGGGGGGGGUAGCUGUGGUCGGGAGGCAACGUGCGGCCGCAGCCUUCAGGCCAUGGAGCGGGCCCACAAACGGGCCCUGGAGGAGCUGCAGAAGCAGCAUGCCCGCGAGACCCGAGAGCUGGAGAGGGACAGGGACCGGGUGCUGAGGGAGGAGACCCAGGACACAGCACAAGUUAUGGAGACACUGAAGAAGGCCCACAGGGAGGAGCUGGAGAGAGAGGUGGAGAAGGCAAAGAGGCUUGGUGGAGGGAGUGCCAACACACAGACUCUACGCUCACAGCAGCAGUUAGAGACCCAGGCCCUGCAGAGGGAGCUGUCCGGCCUGUCUGAGAGGUACUCCCAGAAGUGUCUGGAGCUGAACAGGGCUGAGCAGAGCAACGGGGAGAGGGAUAAAGACAUCACUCACAAGGAGAGCGAGCUGGAGCAGCUGAGGAAAGAGAACCAGGACCUACAGGCCCGUUUGACAGAGGAGAUCAGCCGCAUGCGCUCCAUCGUCACGGGCCAGGGGUUGGAGGGCGUUUCCCACGACAACCAGGACAGGCUGUCCUGUGAGCUGGAGGUUCUUCUCAGGGUGAAGGAGAAUGAGGUGCAGUACUUGCACAAGGAGAUCAGCUGUCUGAGGAACGAACUUCAGUUCCUGAACACGGAGAAGCAGUCGGCCUGUGAGCGGUAUAAAGAGGUGCACGGGGAGCUGGGUGGUAUGAAGAGCAGGAGUGAGCGGGAGAUCCAGAGCCUUAGGGAGCACCUGAGAUUGGCCAUGGUUGCCCUGCAGGAGGGCCAGAAACUAGGCAACAGCCUGGAACACUGAGAGACCGCCACAAGGGCUCUAGCUCAGAGACACAGAGUUGUGUGGGCACAAUGGUGACUGAAGUAGGAGAGGAGCAGAAGUCUUCGCACCAGAAGAUGCCGGCUCGGGGACCACGAUAGUGCCUUAGCUUUCAAUCAUUCAGCCAAUGAGUGGCAUAAACUAGUAUCAGCUGAUCGGUCAUAUUACACUGGGUCGCGCAAAUUUUAAUCUGCACUUUUUAAACUUUUUCUAUUGUUGAUGUGCGAGAGUGAGUGAAUGAAAAUAUUGGUCUGAGAAACUGGAUUAUUUGUGUAAAGACUGUUGCUGUGAUGUAUUUGUGACCUGAAACAGCACUGGAUUACCCUUCUCUGCAUACCUACCUACAUGUAGACCUACUAUUUACAUGUUGACAGUAGCCAACAUAUAAACAGUCGGUCAACAUGUUGGCUACUGUCAAAAGCUGAAUAAGGAAGCAGGAUAUAAUUCUCGCCAAAAACCAAACUAUUUUCAUUUCAGAGCAUGGAUUUGUACAUACUAAUGAGUCAUUCCAUGCCAUUUCAGCAAGCCAAGACACCCACCAUCUCAGAUUGUUCUGAAAUAGUUUCUGUAGUUGGCAAUGGGUAAGAUUGACAUUCCUGAAACAUUUUGUUGAAACUUAGUUUGAUCUCUGAGAAAGGUAAGGGAUUGCACCCAAAUUGGCCAUUUUUUUAUUUAUAGGAUUCAGAUACUAUUCAAUAUAGUAUCCAACCUCUGAUUGGGACCAAACAUCUUCCUACUAAUGAGUAAGACAUGAGGAAUCUCAUAACAUUGUAAAAACCCACCACACCCUAUGUCUGUCUGUUUUAACAAGUAGUAUAAAGCUGCGGCUUGGAGUACUUCUCCAUGAAUGAAUCUGGUGAUUUUUUUUCUCUCUCUCCACGUUCAGAGAAAUUAAUAAUUGAAGUCACUUGCGUUAUUUACCAUAAAGUAGUUUGAAAGUACUAGGUUUUGACCUUUAGAUGCCGUGGUCCUACUAUACUGCCGCACUCUUAUAUAUAGGGUUGUCACAUUUUAGUCCCUAGCCCAUUUCUCCAUCAAAGUUUUGGACAUGUAGAAAAAGUGUUCAUAUGAGAAUUGCACCAUAGGGAUAGCCCUUUCAGAAAGCUGCCACUUGUUGGAAUAUUCAAGCAACUUGUUGAACAUAACUGAAACUAUACUGUUUGUUGGGGUAGUAUUGGCAUUUGUUGGUGUCUUACUCAUUGGUAGGAAGAAGUUAAUUCCAAUUUGGGCGCAAUCAAUAAAAUCAUGAGAUUAAAUUAUAUUUAAACUAAAUGUUUCUGGAAUGCUAAUCGUAUCUCUGACUAACUACAGAAACCAUUUGAGACGGUGGCGUUUCAAUCUUUUUUGUGCUUUUUGAGGUGGAACGACCUUAAUGUUGUACGUGAACAAUGCUUGCUCUCGGUGAUUGUCAUUGUACGCAUUUUACUUCGCAAACCUAUUUGUCGCUUUAUUCAGUGUAAUAUCAUCUUACAAUGUGGGUCUCUAUUGUGAACAAUAACUAUUUACAUUUGGGAUUGACACAGAGAAAGUGGUUUGGAACUGUAAAAUCCUGGGAAGCCAAAUUGGAAAUCGCACUCAUUCCUCCAGUGUGUAGAUGUAAGUCAUCUGAAUGUGCUUUUUGUUUUAUAUAGUGCCUUCUGUGACUGGAUAAUUGCUUGUAGAAGUUCGAUGAAAUGUUGUCGUCUCGCAAGGAUUCUUGAUAUUUUUUUUAUGAGGCUAAGAAGAUGCAUGUUGCGAUCCUUUCCCAACAUUGUGUAGGCAUGAUUGAUUGUGCCACAAAAAUGUGUAGUGUUGCGUCAAUGAGCCAAUGUUUUUUAUCUUGUAUUUUUAGAGAUAAAGUAGACUGUCUUUUGACAAUGUUUUUAAUAUUUAAUGUAGGGCAUGCGAUAUCUUUGUAAAGUACCAUCCUUUUACAAGCAAUAAAAUGCAUGUUAAUACA
Molecule: messenger RNA, 6450 nt
Organism: Oncorhynchus nerka (sockeye salmon)
Lineage: Eukaryota; Metazoa; Chordata; Actinopteri; Salmoniformes; Salmonidae
Product: TRIO and F-actin-binding protein-like
Exons: 17
Coding region: 246-4493 (1415 amino acids)
Biological process (GO): positive regulation of substrate adhesion-dependent cell spreading
Cellular component (GO): actin cytoskeleton
Molecular function (GO): actin filament binding
Source: RefSeq, a predicted model, not a curated record